Rhodofomes roseus is the source of this 2292-nucleotide messenger RNA. RefSeq lists its product as uncharacterized. The transcript has a single exon. Lineage: Eukaryota; Fungi; Basidiomycota; Agaricomycetes; Polyporales; Fomitopsidaceae. The record is from RefSeq and is a predicted model, not a curated record. Bases 1 to 2292 code for a protein of 763 amino acids.
AUGUCGCGACCCACCUCCCCAAUGCGCACGGAGCCCGAUGGUGGGAACGACCCAGCCGUACCACUCACCAGUGGUGCGGUGGCGGUAGCUACCGACGCCGUCGAACUGCCACCUCCAACGGUGGCCACGACGAGCGACGGCCACGUCGACACGACCCAGGACGUGUCGAACGUAACGAACGCCGGCCUGGCAGCUCCCCAGCCCCACGCUGGGACAGCGCAUAGGAUGCCGUCGUUGUUCGCGCCGACCAGGCAGGGCUGGUCGCCGCGUUAUCCAUUGCUCCCUGCAAUGCUGCACGCGCCAGGGACGUGUGUGGCAUGCGACUCGUGGGCCGCGCACCUCCCGCAAUCGGAGGAGCAGGACCCCGGGUUCGUCACCGCGGCGUACAACGCGUUCACCCAGAUCCACCUCCAGCACGAGGCCGAUCUCGUCCAGCGGGGGUGGGUCCAAGGGGGGAGGGAGCUGGCGGAGCAGCAGAGGCGCCAUGUUGAGAGCAUGGAGCAGGACCUAUGGCGCGCCCGGGAUGAGGUUAAUCACCUCCUCACCAGGAUCCGCGACGUGGAGGAAGCUCUCCAUGACACCCGCGACCGUCUCCACGCCAGCGACGACCGUGUAGGUCGUCGCGACCGCACCAUCGAGCAGCUCGAGCGGGACGUCGAGAGGUUGCGCAGGGAAAUUGGGGACCGACAGGUCGUCAACCCGCCGGAGACGAAGGUUGACCCGGAACUGCUGGAGCCGAGGGAUGGUCCGACUGGGGGGCCAACGACCACCAGGCCACCGCCACCGCCUCCACAGGCCAUCGCGCCGCCACCAACCCCCACGUCGACCUCCCACCCGAGUCGACCCACCAUGCCGCGAGUCAUGAACGACUGGGCGGACUUCUCGGGUUCGGAAGGAGACUCAGACGACGACGACGACGACCCCAAGGAGGAGCGGAGGCGGAUCGACCGGGGAAAGAGCCGGAUGGCCAUGAACAAAGGGAAGGGCAAGCAACAGGAGGGUGGCCAGCCCCAGUUCUUCGGCGGAACUGGGGCACCACCAGCCGCUCCCGAAGGCUGGCCGGUGGGCGUGCAACUCCCCCAGAACUCUGUCAUUGCGAUGGCAGAGCGAUGGUUCAAUUUCAUCCCCCGGUCCUCUCGCGAUGCCCGCCGCUUGAUCGACGCAGCGCGUCGUGGAGACGAGACGGCGGUGGUGCGCGCUCGGGACCUGGUCACGCAGGCCAACCGCGACGGUGCCCUGCGCGGGGUCAACGGCAUCUACACUCUCGUAUCCAACUGGCAGCCACCCCGGAACGUGCCCGCCGCCGCACCCAUGAGAAGUCAUGGAGAGACCACCGAGCAGGACGAGCGGGACCUCCGACAGGCGUUGCUCGAGAGCCGCGAAGAGGCACGCCGACGCGCCGCGGCUGCACCGACAGGAUCGACAGGAGCGGGACCAUCGGGACACCGGACCUCGGCCGCGACGUCCUCCCGCGGACGUGGCGCCGCAGCAUCGUCCACUCGGAUGGACCAUGGGGCUGGACGACAGACGGGCUCGACGCGACUGGGGCCGACCUUCAGCCAGGUCGACGGUCAGUCGCAGUCGACCAAGCGAAAGGCAGAAUCCCCGGCGGCCAAGAUGAGAGCUCCGCCCACGAAAAAGGCGAAGAAGCUACCGCAGCCGACCAACCAGUCCUCCAUAGAGGACUGGCAGGAAUGGUACGCGACGUACCCUCGCAACAUCCUAUCCUCCAUGCGCGUGGGUAGUGAUGGGGUACCGGAGUACGACGACGUCGCAGCCCUCCACACGGCCAGGCGUAUCGGUCCCCACUUGGGUCGAUACUACUGGGAGGUCGCUGUGGCCCAGUUGUUUUCGAUUGAGGGGUUAUACGGACACGUGGUACAGCUGGGGAACUACCCCAUCGGCGACGUAACUUCGACGGUGCCCUACCCGUGGACUGGCGCGAACUCCACGAUCUUCGACGUGGCUCGCUGGUUUGCGGCCUCCGGCUACCAGCCGCACGAGGUGCAGUACCUCGAAAGGUACUUCAUCCGUAGGCGCAACGAGCAUGAGCGGCGGGGACUGGAAGAGGGCGUCCCUUUCACGACGUUCCCCACCAGUCCCGGCGACGUGCACGACGAGGACGUCCCUCGUAUCGACCAGCUGCCGGUAAUCCCAUCCCAUGUGCGUAUGCCUACGGCCGACGUGGCGAUGGGUGCUGCUGUCGCUGGAGAGACCCCCCAGCCCAGUACGGCCGGUACUCCCGCGGAUGAGACCCACCCUACGGAAGAUCGCGCUGACCAACAGCAGUAG